UACACCACCGAUCAGCCUCUAGCGUCUAGCCCAUCUAGCUCAGCCUCAGUUUGUCCGGAGGAGGGUACGUGCGCACGCGCGACGCCAUGGAUGGGCAGGAUGGAGGCCAGAGGAAGAAGCCCCAUGGGAACCCGCACCCCAAGCGGGGCAGCAUCUUCAAGACGAUCAUCACCGACUUGACCGGCGCCGGCGCCUGCGAGGACAGCAAGAAGAGCCCCGGCACCACCACAAGUCCAGGCGGCGGCGCCGCUGCAAAGGACAACACCGGCAACGGCGGCGGCGGCUCCUACUACUAGCGACCGAGCAUGGUGCGGACGAGUUGCGUGCGUGCGAUGGAGAUGGUUAGAGCAUGUCUAACAGGCCCCCAUCUCCAACAGGCGCUCUAUCCAGCGCUGUAUUCGAAAAAGUAGCUAAUUUAACGCGCGGGGGCAAAAUAAUGCUCCAAUAGGCGUUCUAUUCGGUGCUGUAAAAUACAGAUUGGGCCAAAAGCGCUAUAUCG
Molecule: messenger RNA, 499 nt
Organism: Lolium perenne
Lineage: Eukaryota; Viridiplantae; Streptophyta; Magnoliopsida; Poales; Poaceae
Source: RefSeq, a predicted model, not a curated record